Pipra filicauda (Wire-tailed manakin) is the source of this 4739-nucleotide messenger RNA. RefSeq names its product osteoglycin (gene OGN). NCBI's taxonomy places the organism in Eukaryota, Metazoa, Chordata, Aves, Passeriformes, Pipridae. Gene Ontology annotation, molecular function: protein binding. The record is from RefSeq and is a predicted model, not a curated record. The transcript is spliced from 7 exons. Bases 241 to 1122 code for a protein of 293 amino acids.
AGUACUUUGCAGACUGUCAAACGGAGAGAGUAUCCAUUUCAGCAAGGGGGAUGUAAUUCAGAACUUGAACCUGAAGUGCAUUGGUAAGAAUAACCUACAGAUAAGGAUAUCUGGUUUUAUGACAGUCACUGAAGAACUUGGAAUCUACUAAAAAGUCCCAAAGAAAGUGUUCUCCAUAGUCCAGGCAUAAGCAGAUCUCCAGCAGCUCAGUGAAAGCCUCAAACAUUGUUCCAGGGAAGGAUGGAGACUUUGCAGGCUACUUUCUUUUUGUUUGUGCUUGUACCUUUGGUAAGUCCAGCACCACCUCUACAGCAACAACCAUUCCAGUUUGAGGAGUAUGACACAGAUGUUUCCAUGGGAAGCCUGAUCCAACAAGAUUAUGAAAUGCAAUCCAAGGAUAUAAUAAAGGAUGGAACAAAUGUUUCUCUUGACACUUCCCUAAGGCUGCAAGGGGACGACAGCCAACUGGAUGUGCCCCCAACAAAGGAUACAAACCUGCCCACGUGCCUGCUGUGUGUGUGCCUGAGCGGGUCCGUGUACUGCGAGGAGAUCGACAUCGAGGCCGUGCCCCCCCUGCCCAAGGAGACAGCUUAUCUGUAUGCAAGGUUCAACAAGAUCAAAAGGAUUGCAGCCUCAGAUUUUGCUGACAUUACUACCUUGAGAAGAAUUGAUUUUAGUGGAAACAGGAUAGAAGAAAUAGAAGAUGGAGCCUUCUCAAAGCUUCUGUUGUUGGAAGAACUUUCUCUUGCUGAAAAUCGACUUGUAAAACUUCCUGUUCUACCUCCCAAACUAACGACGUUUAACGCAAACCAAAACAGAAUCAAGAGCAGAGGAAUCAAAGCAAAUGCUUUCAAGAAGCUCACAAAUUUGGCCUACCUCUACUUGGGGCACAAUGCACUGGAAUCUGUUCCGCUGAACUUACCGGAGAGCCUGCGCAUUCUUCACCUUCAGUACAACAACAUCACCACCAUCACGGACGACACGUUCUGCAAGUCCAACAACACGCGGUACAUCCGCACGCGCAUGGACGAGAUCAGGAUGGAGGGCAACCCCAUCGUCCUGGCAAAGCACGUCAACGCCUUCUCCUGCCUGAGAAUGCUGCCCGUGGGCACGUACUACUAACCCUGCUUCUGCCACUGCACAGGCCACAACUCAGCCAUGCUAACAAAGGGUCCUCUCUUCCUCUGUUUACAAGCUCGGAUCCUCUCCCUCACUAAUGCUGUUUUCCCUGCACACCCAGAACCUUCUACGACACUGAAGUGUGGUUCUGCUCUGAAAUAACUAUUUCUAAACAGUCACUUUAUUCAGUAGUUGUGGUGUCACUGCUUUCAGAAUCUCUUCUGUUAACGAAAGUGUAAAAACAGGUAUAUGCACACACAUCUCAACCUUCACUUCAUCACGUACUCCUUUUGUGUAGGUAAAAUCACACAGUAACUGCUGGUUCACAUUCUUUGCCAGUAUUCAGAACAAUCACCACAUUUGACUUUCAGAUAAAUGCAGCACACUCUUGGAGCAAGCUACACAGGCAAAAUACUUCUUUUAAUUCCAAUGCCACUCUUUUAAUCUGAAAUGAAAUCUCUUCAGUUGCCCUUCAAAAGUGUAUCGGAUGAAGAUGCACACAAAAGAAAGUUAUGUUUAGAAACAGAACUUCUCAAAGGUUAAUUUCAUUAAAAAGUUUCCUUAAAAACUUGGUUUGUGAAAAAUGAAAACAAUUCCUAUUAAGGUUUAGUUCACCAAGCAAUAUAGCAACUGGAACUUUUCAAGGUUGUGUUAAAUCUCCUUCUACUGUUUUGCUUUGAAAAUCAUCUAAGAAUGUGUAUGUAUAAAAAUACAGGGUUUAUUUUUACACAGGGCGGUUUUAAGUGAAAUAUGUAAGUUUUGCUGAGCUGUUUUUGCAACACCAGUUUCCCAUUUUAACACAAUGGUCAAAGUCCAGCAUCGUAUGACUAUUAAUUAUGACUAAGGCUAUUAAUGAAUGAUGGAGACUGAGCCUUGUUCCACAGCUUUUCUUAAAGGAAAUGUGACAAUAUAAUUAACAGCAAGCUGAAUUCAUGUUUCUUACCUGUAAAUAAGUAUGAUUUCAGCUAGAUGUCAGUGAGAAGAAACAGAAUUAUCCUUGUACAACAAUAUUUCUGCUCAUUAGGGAAAAAUUAAAUCAGAUUUUCAAAUUAAAAAGAGAAGGUGAUUCUAUCACUAAUCUAAAAAAAAAAAAGUUAACUUCAAGUACCAUUUCACUCAACUACUUUAAACCAUGCAGUGUAUUAAAAACACAAAUUGAGUGUGCAGGCCUUGACAGUCAGUUUAUCUAAAACUAGACAUAAAUGAUAUAGGAACACAGUAUUUUUUAUUACACAACUAUAAACUUCUGACAUUGUUUCUCCCCUCAAAUACCUACCAGAGGUGUGAAUGCCAAAGGUGUGCUAGUUCCUAUUGCCACAUCAACUCUUAAGUUUGAAGCUAGUAUAGAUUCCUCAUUUGUAGAUAUAGUUAAGCAUCAAAUGCAUGAUGAUGUAUCAGUACAUCUAGAAUACUGAUUGUACAAGAUAUUUUGUAUUUUAUUUAUCUUAUUUAGCUAAGCCUUGAUUUGUUAGUGCUUGUGCUCUGGGGAAUUGAUGCCCACUUAAUUCUGCACACACUGAUGUUCUGUCACUCAGUGCUGAGGCUGAAGAGCCUUUCAGCCAGUUUUUAACUAACUUUGUCAAGCAUCAACUCGUCUUUCUGGAAAGAGGAUGCAACCAUGAAAUGCAGCACAAAAAUAUUUUUGAUCUGAACCCACUACCCAAGAAAGACACAGCAAUCCCCAAUAUUUUUCAUUUUAAGUUACUUGGUAUAACAAGAAAUUCCAUUGCCUUAAUACAACUGAGACCAAACCCGAAGUCUGACAGUAAUACUUGGUUUUAAUUUUUCCAAGUAAGUCAUAAAACUUUGAUGUUUCCAGGUUUUUAGCAAAAGCUGAAAAAUAACUCCCAAGCAUGUAAAAAACACAUUCCAAUUUCGAGCCAAAUUUAUACAGGGAAAAAACAAAAGCCACCAAUUCUCUCAUCCCUCUUAGGAUAAAAGCCUAAGAUGGAGAAAACACAGCUGGGUGUUUCCUCUAAGUUACAUAAGGAGUGGCCUCUGAUCUUUUUCUCAUCACAAAUCAUUAUUAUUAAGGGAAAAAAAAAAAAAAGAGCUCUUUCCAGUAUUAAUAGGAUCAGUCAAUAUCACCAAAACUCUUCCUAGGAAAACAAUUAGAAGUGUACACAUAAAAACAAGCAGAGUUUUGUAAUAGAUACACACAAGUAAACAUUCUGAGACCUAACACUGCCACAUCAUUCGACAUCAAAAUGUUGUAGGUAUUUUUGAAACGUGCUAAUUAUCACCAGUAAUGCUAAUUAAUACUCUUAAUACUUCGUAAGCAAACGAGAACACACAACUGGUACCUUCUGAAUGCCCAAUGAAGGCAGUAAGUUAUCUGAUGUGUUUUAAUUUCCUUUCCCCAUCCAUAGCAAGGUAAAUAAUCAAAACAAGAAGCGAGAAGGGCUUCAGCAGGGAGGAUUUUCACCUUCUAUUUGUGUGACCAGUACUAAUAUCAAGCUGAAUGUAUCAAGCUGAAUGUAAACCAUUCUAUUUUUUUCCUAUCACUCAUUUCUGUUCUGUAUUUCCAAUAAAACUUGAAUUUUUUUUUCUUGUUUAUCAGUAUCAGCUCCAACAAUCUGCUCUCCCAGCAUUGCCAACCUGUUUCAGUUGUUCAUCCUCACAGCAGAGGAAGAUCAGAAAAUUAUUUGCAGCUGUAACUCCAUUUGCAGACAUAAUAUUUAUUAUGACAAUACAGUGAGACCUGCCAUACAAAAUACUCGGGGGACACCUCCUUUACCCCUUCAAAAUCUAUUUGAAGCACUACCUUGACUUGUCAUUCAUCUCAAACAUUCAGUAUUAUCUGAAGUAUUCAGUCACUUCUACAUUAUUGAUGUCUUUUCAAGUAUGAAAACUAACAGGAAAGAAAGAAUUUGGUGUUUUUACACCAAAAGUAAAGUAUCAGAAACUCUCUAUUUCUACUUGUCAGCCUGGGUAAUUUUCUUUUAACUCUUCAAAAAGCUAUAAACCCAAGACUCCACCCCAAACAGUCUCUCCAGUGCAGUGUACAGUUACCUACCUGGAUAUUUGCAGUAGAGAGCAGGUUGGGGGAGGGUGGAAAUCAAUACAAAGAUUACAGACUCAUUUUUAAUGUUGUGUGAGUGUGAACAUUAACAGGAUAAGACUUUUCAGAUGUUUUUAUGCAUAUGGUAAAAACAUACCUCUAGUUCUUUCACACAAAUUAUUACAGAAUAUUAAGUUACAAAUACACAUUCUCCUUUGCAAUCUGGUUAUUUGAAUUGUCAGAGUUGAUCUUUGAAGCCUUUAUUAAUUCUCUUACCUGAGAAUGUCUUCUGUUUCUAAAUGAAAUGAUUAUUAAUGCUAGCAGAAAUAAGAAGGCCUAAAAAAACCCUCUUCAUAAACACUUAGGCAGUCAUACUUGGUAAAUAUUCUCCCAAAUUGCCUUUCUCAACAGCAUCCUUGUCCGUGGAAAUAAAAAUACCUUUAGAAAGAACAUCUGUAAUAUUGACAAACUUGUAAUAUGUCUUCAGAGAAUUUAUGUUCACACAUAUUUUAGCAAUUAAUAGAUCCCUUCAUUAUUUACACUCAACAUCUGAAAAAUAUUUUUAAAACUGCUUAUAUACACAACAAUUUUCUGUGAGUAAAAAUUAUCUCCAAACCUA